Scleropages formosus (Asian bonytongue) is the source of this 3468-nucleotide messenger RNA. It is a transcript of the gene ngef, whose product is annotated as neuronal guanine nucleotide exchange factor. Gene Ontology annotation, biological process: activation of GTPase activity. The record is from RefSeq and is a predicted model, not a curated record. The transcript has 16 exons. NCBI's taxonomy places the organism in Eukaryota, Metazoa, Chordata, Actinopteri, Osteoglossiformes, Osteoglossidae. Gene Ontology annotation, molecular function: protein binding; guanyl-nucleotide exchange factor activity. The coding region runs from base 265 to 2559 and encodes 764 amino acids.
CCUGUUUGUGAGGGCGGUAGCGCGAGAAACGGGGUGGACUUUGACCGCGGGCUGACGGGAGAGAGCGGUCACCGGGGGGGAGCUGUCAAACACUGCGACGCUGCGGGGGUUCGAAAAAACAACCAAAAAAAGAAAAAAGGGGCAGCAAUACCUAAAGUUAUGACGGCAAAGAAUUUGCUGGCGGGGGACCGUCUCUUGUCUCGGAACGGGAGCCCCGGCGGGAUGAGCGCCCGGCCCUUCUGAGCGGGUUGCCAGCACGUUGCCAUGGCGAUGAUAGCCCUCUUCAGGGGCAAGUGGAUGCACAAGCCCCCAGACAAGCAGUCGUCGGGCGCGGUGCAGUCGGUCCCGCCGGACAGCGAGGACGAGGACAACUGCAAUCACGAAGGAGAGGAUGGAAGCGGCAGGGGCUCCACCCCCAUCCGCAGGAACUCGAGGUUCUAUCGCUCCAUGAGGAAGAAGAGAGCAUCGAUGCCGGACCAGCCUGCCGAAAACUUGGCGGCUCAGGCGAGACCCACUCCCGAUGUGGCCUCCAGAGGCAGGGCGGCAAAUGCCUCCGCCGCUGGGGUCUCCGUCUCGAUGAGACCACCGACAUCCUCCCCUCUGAAACGUCCCCCCUCAGCAUCAUCCCUGGACCCAGCAUCCGCCUUGUUGCCCGGCAACCGAGAGCCCAGGAACCCGCGCGCGGCAGCCGCAGCGGCGUCGGCGGCGUCCCCCGCAGGGGCGGUGCCGUGGGGUGGCCAGCGGGGGCCGGAGGCGCCUCCCCAGGACGGACACGGCGGAGCGCGCGCGUCCCGCUCACAGCGCAGCAACGUGGACAUGGAGAGCCUGGUGGACGCGCUGGGGGGAUGCGCGCUGCGGGAGGAUGAGGACGCAGGCAGCAUGAGGCGGGUCAGUUAUGAUGAGAGCUUGCCGAAGAAAGCGGUGGAAACUCCCAUCUGCCACACCAUUAAGAUCAUUCAGAACAUCCCCUUCCUGUACCAGGAGUACAGAGACACGUCGGAGCAGAAGGAGAUCGAGCAGAGGAGGCAGCUGGACACCUUGCAGAGCGCAGAGGAGGGCAAGACCGGGGGUGGUGUGGUGACCCCACCCGCCCUCCAGCUUCAGCUGAGAAACGACACUCAGUCCCUGAGCUUGUGGCAGAACCUGGACGUGGUCCGCCAGAGUGGGCUCCUCGAGAGCCUUCCGCAGAAGGAAAUUAUAAUGCAGGAGGCCAUGUUUGAACUGGUGACCUCGGAGGCAUCCUAUUACAAGAGUCUGGAGCUGCUGGAAACCCAUUUCCUCAAGAACCCUGUCCUGGUCAACACUCUCAACCAAUCAGACAUGCAUUUCAUCUUUUCCAACAUCGAGGAGGUCAUGAAAGCCAGUGAGAGGUUCCUCAUGGACCUGGAAAACAGGGUGGAGCAGUCCAUCCAGAUCUCGGACGUGUGUGACAUCGUGUACGAGCACGCCGUCGAGCACUUCCACGUCUUCAUCUCCUACGUCAUCAACCAGGGCUACCAGGAGAAGAACUAUCGGCGAAUAUUACAGGGAAACAUGGCUUUCCGGGAGACGAUGGCCAAGCUGGAGAACCAGCCCAAAGUGCGCGGUCUCUCGUUCACCUCCUUCCUCAUCCUCCCCUUUCAGAGGAUUACGCGUCUCAAACUGCUCGUGCAGAACAUCCUGAAGAAGGCUGAGGAGAAUUCUGAGAGAGAGUCCAACGCCAUCAAGGCUCAUGAAGAGCUCGAGAGGAUAGUGAGGGAGUGCAACGAAGGGGUGAGGAAGAUGAACCGCACAGAGGAGCUCAUCAGCAUUGAGAAAACAUUGGAGUUCAAGUCAAAGUCAGUUCCCGUGAUCUCGCACUCGCGCUGGCUCCUGAAGAAAGGCGAGGUCCAGCAGAUGAACGGGCCCAAGAGCACUAGGACCAUGCGCAGCCGCAAGCUCUACCAGCCCCUCUACCUGUUCCUCUUCAACAACCUGUUGCUCAUCACCAAGAGAAGCUCCAGCGGGGAGAAGUUCCAGGUGCUGGACUCCUGCACUCGAGCUAUGCUGAGGACAGAGGACAUGGAUGACCAGGGCCAGAUGCUGGCUAAUGUCUUCACCCUGCACCUGUUGGAGAACCAGGAGGAACGGCCCGUGACGUACCUGCUCAAGGCCACCAGUGUGAGCGACAAACUGCGCUGGAUGUGCGCUCUCACGCCAAACCGCCGCACCCGCUUCCUGUCAACCAGUGCUCACCAGUCGGACUCGCCCCAAGUGCAGUGCAUACAGUCGUAUUCAUCGCAAGAGCCGGAUGAGCUGUCUAUUGAGAUGGCGGACGUCCUCAACGUCCUGGAGAGGACAGACGACGGCUGGAUGAUGGGCGAGCGGCUACACGAUGGGGAGAAGGGCUGGUUCCCCACGCGGGUGGUGGAGGAGAUCCAGAACCAGGAGCUGCGAGCGCAGAACUUGCGCGAGUGCCAGCGGAUCCAGCAGGCGAAGGGCGGCGCCACCGGGCGCUCCGUGGCCAGUUCGCGGGGCAGGGGUCCGUCGAAAGUGACCAACGCUGAGUGGCUGCGGAUCCAGCAGUCGGAGAAGGACUAGCGAUGGGGAGCGAGCACCCCUUUUCCGCCGGUCAUCUUCAGCAAGGAUCCUACCCAAACCCAACAAAUAGGAACCGCCUCUAGGCCAACAACUUGACCGAUCACCCGGCGCCCCUUAAGGGCCGAAUGCAGACAAAGCUCUGAAACUAAGCACCGUUAUUUAAACCUUGGGUCCAAGCAGUCUUCCUGAACCAAGAACCACGAGGCAAGUCGUCGUGAGCUCUCCCUUUCCGGGCACCAUGGGAACGGGUCCCGAACACACUUACCCAGCUGUAUAAAUGGGUAAAUCAGCGUAAAUCGGUGGCUUCACGUUGUAAGUCGCUUUGGGGAAAAGCAUCGGCUCAAUGAAUAACUGUAAAUUUUCCCCGGGGUGUGGAUGACAUGGGCAAAACCAGCGAGAGCCGCCCAAUUUGCACGGCGCCACACCCAACCGAAAGGAACCUCCCACAAAGCUUGAAUCGAGGUAACACAACAAUGUAGAACAAAUCUUCGAAAAACAGCUGGUAUUCAGUUGACAGUGUUGUUGUUGCUGUUGUUGUUGUUAUUGUUCUUGUUGCUACUGUUGAAUCUAUAAAAAAAAAAGAAUUGUAAUAAUACGGAAUGAAAGAAAACGCGAAGGACUGUCGAAGGCCUGUUGCAUAAGAGAUUUGUGAUGAGUGCCAGGUGGCCACGGGUGGGAUCACCUGGCCACUUCCUCUCUAACCCGUCUGAUGCCCAAAUAUCUCAGAACUGCUUGGCCAGAACUCCCCGGAAUGCAAGUGUGUGCAUGCACGUGUGCGUGUAUAUAUGUGCGCUCAGCAACUGUGUGCAUGUAGGUGUACAGUUUGGUUCCUGUGUGCAGAAAAUUGAAAAUGAUUGUCAUCAUUUUGUAAGAAGUAAUUUAUUGUUAAUAAAAAAAAACAAAUGGAAA